UGUUGCUGCAUGUCAGAGACGAGCAGGAUUUGGGAUUAAGGGGUUGGACCGUCUGCUGCUUGGAGAAGACUGCCGCCAGACAUCGCAGUGAGUUUGUAUGUAGCGGUGGAGCGUCGCAUCUCUCCCGCAGCAUCAGCAUCACCUGCUCUUCCUCCUCCUCCUCCUCCUCCUCUUUCUUCUCCUGCUGCUGCUGCUACUGCUGCUGGUUCUUCCUCUUCCCUUCUAGCAACACACACACACACACACACGCCGCUGCAGCACAGGACCCACCGACGAGGACUCUGGGACUUGGAGGAUACACAAGAUGGUGAAGUUAGGGAGUAAUCUUCAGGACAAAGGGGCCAAAGCGGUGUCCGUGGAGGACGGCUUCCAGAAUGUGCCCCUCAUCACUCCCUUGGACGUGGGCAGCCUCCAGAGCCAAGGCCCUGACAAGGUGGUGGUGAAAACCCGCACAGAGUACCAGACGGAGAAGAAGAGGCUGAAGGUUCCCAAAGUGGAGGAGUUCACCAUCAGCUUUACCGAUGGCGUGUCUGAGAGACUUAAGGUGACCAUCCUGAUCAUUUUGGCCUUGGCCUUCCUCGCCUGUAUUGUGUUUCUGGUGGUCUACAAAGCCUUUACCUACGAUCACGCCUGCCCAGACGGAUUCCUCUACAAGCACAAGCGGUGCAUCCCGGCUUCGCUGGAGGCAUACUACGCCACGCAGGACUCCAACUCUAGGGGGCGCUUCUACACCGUGAUCAGCCACUACAGCAUGGCCAAGCAGACCACCUCGCACUCUGUCUCCCCCUGGCUGCCUGGAGGGGCUGGGGGGCAGCCACACGACGCCAAACUCCCGAGUGAUGAGGGGCACUGAACGCACGCGCGCACACACACACACACACACACACACACACACACACACACGCAUACACGCAUACAAACAUAUAAAGAGAGUGCCAUUAGGGCCUUUAGAGUGCAUGCAGACAUGAAAUUAAACCAUCGACUUUUACAAUGAUUUUGUCAUUGCUGUGUUAACACACACACGCACACGUUUACUCCAUGUUAUUAACUUCUUAUUAUUUAUUGACUGUGAAUAUAUUGUUUUUUACAGUAGUGUAUGGAUGUUUUGUAUGUGGCUCAAUCACUCAACUCUUUGUACAACAGUAUGCUUAAUUUCCUUCUGUACUGUAUACUACACACACACACACACACACACACACACAUAUAUAUAUAAAUAUAUAUAUAUAUAUACAGUAUAUACACAUUGAUGACGAGCCAUGUCCUUUUCCUGCCUCUGCUGUCCAAAGUGUGCAACUUCAGGCAUGACCCCCCCCCACCUCCAAAAUAACAUCUACAAAGUGUGCUCCCCAAAGUGUAUAAAGAAAUGUGCUUGCUUUUUUUUCCAUUUCAAUAAUGUGGAUUGUUUCUCUGUUCAUUCUAAAUGUACUUGCAGUAUGUUCUUACAAUGAUCACCUUUUCUGAACAAUUAAGGCAAAAAAUAAAAAAUAAAUUGCGGAAUUGCAACUUUCCGCUGUGUUUCAUACGUUUAUGUGCAAGCUUUCUUUGACUGCAGCGUCAAGAGUGCUUUCCAUGAUCUGUUGUUGUUGUUUGUCCAUACAGUACUGUAGCGAUACCUGUAAUUAACCCCUGUGCAACCCUCAACCUCUUCUCUUGAUUCAAAUAAAAGAUUAAAAAACAA
Dunckerocampus dactyliophorus (ringed pipefish) is the source of this 1678-nucleotide messenger RNA. It is a transcript of the gene nsg2, whose product is annotated as neuronal vesicle trafficking associated 2. Gene Ontology annotation, molecular function: clathrin light chain binding. The transcript is spliced from 5 exons. Gene Ontology annotation, cellular component: membrane; endosome. NCBI's taxonomy places the organism in Eukaryota, Metazoa, Chordata, Actinopteri, Syngnathiformes, Syngnathidae. Gene Ontology annotation, biological process: endosomal transport; clathrin coat assembly; G protein-coupled dopamine receptor signaling pathway. Bases 305 to 853 code for a protein of 182 amino acids. The record is from RefSeq and is a predicted model, not a curated record.